Danio rerio (zebrafish) is the source of this 4549-nucleotide messenger RNA. The record is from RefSeq and is a predicted model, not a curated record. NCBI's taxonomy places the organism in Eukaryota, Metazoa, Chordata, Actinopteri, Cypriniformes, Danionidae.
CCUGCCUAAUGUAUGACCAGUCUGAACACAUUAACCUAAAUGAGCCUCCGUGCGUCCUCUGGCGACAGAACUGCACUCAUACAAGCAACACAACCCACUCAGCGCUCGCAGUGCACCCGUAAGUAGUACGAGUGUAGUGUGUAAGGCAGUGAUUGAAACACAGCCCAUGCUUUCACACCGGCGGGGCUGAUGUCUGACUCUAUUAGUUAGAGACACACUCUGUUCCCUGCCGUCCUUCUCAUUUCUCCAAUAAAACACGAAUGCAAGACCGAGCCGAGGAGCUUACCGCAUCAGCACCGCCAUCGGUUCUGGUCAGACAAACCCAGAGAGAGCCUCCUGAUGAAGAUGAUGAUGAAGAUGAUGAAGAUGCUGAGUGCAUGCGGACUGCAGUAACAGCAGCAGCAGAAGAGCCGCAUUCCUCCAUGCACAUCCACCGGUGCAAUGGUCCAUGCCAUCUCCGUCUAUAGUGGCUGGUUUGGCAGGAGAGGUUAUGUGAAGAACAGCUUCUCCAUGAGCUAAAAAUUUAACCGCAGAGGAGUUCACAAACUGACCACAAAGAGGAAAGGAUCUCAGUUUCUCUCUCUGAUUUGUUCUUGUGUUGUUCUGUAAUGACGCCAUGUCUCAAACUGGGAAAGUCCUUCAUUUGUAUGUGGAGGUGAGAUCCCCACCAGAGCAUGACGGGAAAGGUAGCUCCUGCGAGACGACAGUGGAGCAAGAAGGUCCUGUUGAGGCUUUGACCAAAUUAGCACAGGCGGCAUCUGGAUUUACCACACCUCCCAGCAGCACAUUCAAACCAAAUGUUAGCUUCAGACUUCAGUCUUCACAAGAUUCCCCUCCAAGAUGCAACAUUCCUCAGCAGGAACCAUUCCAACAGGGGUCCUCUGGCCUCAAUAACAAUAUUGAUAGUAAGCAAUUAAAACAUGUCCACUCGUUGUCACAUUCUGGACGGACUUCUGGCCCGGGAACACCUUGUCGAGCCUGCAGCCACCAUCAGAACUCUAAACCAGAGCUUGGACAGAGGUCUGUGGUCACUUUUAGCUACAUAGAGAAACCCCAUAUUAAAACCGUGGAGAGUCCUUGUAACAGUCCGAGUGGAGUAAAAGAGGCAGCUGCUGGCUCACGUAAGAGGUGUAGUGAUCCAGUGCGAACACGACCGGCUGAAUCUUCCUGCAAUAAUAGUCCCUUUCACCAGCACAUGGGUUGCUCUACUUUGGAUCCCAUUGGUCAAGCAGCAACACAGCGAGCCCUGGAGGAGUUUGGCUCUCCCCAGUUGAGGUGCAAGUUUUCUCGUGGCUCAAACUGGAGUCCAGAGUUCCACCAACAACAGAGGGCACGAUGCCAAUCUUGGGCAGGUUCACCAGUGCCAAACAGCAGCCGUCGGGAACCUGACACCAGCAGAGUGGGAACUGUGUGCGGUGUCCCCCAAAGCCCAGCAUCAGAUGCUGUCUUAUCACACACAGGGCACAACAACCAGCAGAUAUCCAGCUCCAUAUCCCAAGGAUGCCCCAAUCAGAGCACCCCAGUCAGUCAAAGUCAGACUGGAGAUAGGCCACUCUCAGGGCAAAGGAACACAAACACAUCCCCUCAUGGUUUAAACCAGCUAAGUGGAAGCAAUAACUCCUCAGCACUUAACAGUCCUGAGGUAGCCCGCAAAAUUGCAGAAGAGGCAACCAAAGUGUCAUCAAUAUUCAAUGAAGUCCGAAGUUCUCCUCCUCCUGUUGUUUCUGGAGGUUCAUCUAAUCUAAGCAGCACAAACUAUGGGUAUCCUUCAAGAGGAGUCCAGCAGGAAUCUUUACAGCAGAACCCAAUGCAUCACUCAGCUGUUAAGAUGAACAUACCUGUGCAUGAAGACCACGCUAAGACAAAUGGUGUGUCUUUGCAUCUGCAUGAAGCAUCAACUAGUAAGAGCUUGGACUUCAAAGAUGACCAAACCAAUCAUUCAUUCUGCACUAUACCAGCCCCUGAUUCUCCAGCUGUGCCAUCUCGUCUUCUUCGUCCAAGUCUGUCUAAAGCAGAUGUGUGUUCUCCACUCCGGGAUCCUCGUCAGCUUAGAGCUGACCUACCAGUUUCAGAUAGCCCCACUUUACACCGUCACAGACCUCCGCAGUACACUGGAGAGGAGUGGACCUCUGGGGAACCCUGGUUCCUGGACGAGGAGGACUGGGAUGAUCAAGUCAUUGCAGAAAGUGUGGAAAUUUCAAGAAGGUUGUUUAUUGGUCAAAACGUGGAUGAUUCCCCUGUCAGUUGGACAUCUAGACAGCAGUGGAAAGAUCAAGCAAAGAAAGAGGAAGGGAAGUUCACUUUGGUGGAAAAACUUGAAAGGACUAUCAAGAGCAGUAGUCCAGUGUACAAGAAAAGAGGUCAGGUUGAGGUCACAGAAAAAGCAGAGGAGAAUGUGAGCAAUUUGGUAUGUGGAGCAAACCACCGCUCAGGGGAAAAUGUAGAGGAGAUGACCAGGAUAACACAGCUACAGAGACAGGCAGAAUGGAGGAGACGGCAGGCUUUGCUUCUAGGCCCAGUGGUGUUAGAAGAUGGAGACGGGGAGAGAGGAGAGGACGAACAUGGGUUUGGAGAGCAGCAGGGUUUGGCUGGGUCAUCCCCGAGCUCCAGUGGAGUAACUGGAAGUCUUGGGGAUAGAGAUUGCAUCUCACCUGAGUCCAGCCAGAACAGCAACCAAUCAGAUCACCCGUCAUCUGGGAUACAGUCGGAUGGCGGUUCUUUGGUGCCAGGUCCGUCUCUGCACUGUCAGAAAAUUGCCCGUGCCAAGUGGGAGUUUCUGUUUGGCUCUCCAGCAGAAAAUACUGCCAACGAACGAGGGAAGAAUGUUCCAGAAUCCACCACAGCGCCCCCGAGUGGCCACUCCACCCCAAUCCCACCAUCGUUCCUGCCACUGGAGGCGCUUGCUCUCAGAGCGAACCAUGACGUUCAGCAUGUGGUGGUGGAGCUUGUGACUCCGCCCCCUGCUGCCCCUGGCUCCUCCCCUAAAACAGUCAUAAUUCGUCGAACCUUAAAAUACUCGGAGACUGAUCUGGACGCCGUCCCGUUACGAUGUUACCGAGAGACGGACAUCGAUGAGGUGCUGUUAGCAGAGCAAGAGGACGCCGACUCCGCUUUUGGAAGCAACCGCAGUGUCAUGGGGACAUCCUGUGCUGGGAGCAGCCCUCUAGGAGAGAUGCCCAACGAAAGAACAGAUGGACAGGAGGAUGGAGAGGAGGAGGAAGAAGAGGAAGAGGAGGAUGUUGCGAGCUGGGCCACUGUCAGGAUGCAGGGGGAUGUGAGGCGACUGCUGGCCGAACAACAGGGAGACGAUGAAGAAGAGUUUUACAGAAUGAUGAUAAAGAGGCCCCAAGACCAUUUCAGAAACGAUCACCCAGCUCUGAAAUCCCCCCUCCUGGUCCGUGGCCCACGCAGAAAGUCUGGAGACAGUUUGGACACAUUCAGCCGGCAUUUCGAGAACAUCAUGGAGUCUCACCGUGCCAAGGGCACGUCCUACAGCAGUCUGGACAGCCUGGACCCUCUGACCUCCAGCACUCAAACCGUCCUGACCUUUGACCUCCCCACUCUGACUCCACAGGUGCAGGGUCAGAUCUACCAGAGUGCGCGGCAGAUCGUGGAGCUCAGCUUCGCUCCAUUGGCUCAUGUAGAAAUGCCCAGCCUCUCAGUGUCUGCGCUGACCAUAACCGGAGACACUGAUGCCACGCGGGCACCAUCCAGCGAACGUCUCAGCAGCGGAUCUGAUGAUCGGAGCGGGCAAAGCUGGCAGAGCAACACACCGCUUUCACUGCCCAGAGAGAAACCUCCACGCUUCUCUGCGGAGCCGGAUGUGGAUCAGGAGCUGAUUGAGCGUUUGGGUUUGGGCAGUAAUGACACUCUCAGUAACGGAAACCGCGCAGAUCUGGAUGCUGCCAAACGCCUCGCCAAGCGGCUCUUCAACCUCGACGGCUUCCGCAAGUGUGAUGUUGCCCGACAUUUGAGUAAAAACAAUGACUUCAGCCGUAUGGUGGCAGAGGAAUAUCUGCACUACUUCAAUUUCACCGCCAUGACUUUGGACCAAGCACUGAGGACUUUUCUGAUCGAGUUUGCUCUGACGGGUGAAACGCAGGAGAGAGAGAGAAUCUUAGCACACUUCUCUCGCAGAUUCCUGCAGUGUAACCCGUCACUCACACUGUCUGAAGACAGUGUCCACACACUGACCUGCGCCCUGAUGCUGCUCAACACAGACCUGCACGGACAUAACGUCAGCAAGCGAAUGUCCUUCAAUCAGUUUAUCGGGAAUCUGGAAGGACUAAACAGUGGCUAUGAUUUUCCGAAAGACCUCCUCAAGGUAAUGAGUCUUCAGUCUCAUCAAUAUAGGAGAAAUGUCUGUUUGCAUUUAGUUUUGAUGGUAAUGGUUCAACUGGGGAGUUGUCUAAAGUCACUGAGCUUUGUGUGCAUGUGCGAGCAAGUGUGCUCGCAUGUGGAUUUAACAGGGAGAGGAUUGAUGGAUUUAACCAGUAACCGAGGCAAGAGCAUAGAGCCCCAGGAAUAUAAUCUAAUAUCUGAUAUCUAA